UUAUUAGUGUGCUCUAUAGGCACGUCUGCACUUUACCUCGGUCUUUCGCAGAAGGUACAAGUGUGGGCCAUCGAUUGAGGUUGAUAUUUCAGUGCACUGACAAUGAAAAGUUUCAUCGUUUUGACUGUGAUUUGUUUACAUUUGAAAUGGAGUUUCGGAACGCCAGUAGGAGUAUCCAGUUUCGCUUACCAGGACUCAUCAGGGAAUAGGUACGGUGGCACUUAUCACACACCCGGUGCUCAAUUAGAUCAGUUCUUCGAACCAAAGGACCUCCAGUUUCAGACACCCUACCAACAGAACUCUUAUCAAGCCCAAGGGAAUUUCUUCCCUGAUUAUUUUAGGAAUCUACAAUUUCUCAUACAAGAGGCGUUUGAAUCAAACUUAGCUAACCAGGCUCUGGCUUUGAAGGCAGCUCAGCAAGCAUUCGACCUGACCUCCAGCCAAGCUGGUUACAUUCCCUAUUUGCCAUUCAGGUCCGGUGAUUUUGGGAAUUUCGGGAAUAUGUUCAACUCAGCGAAUAGUGCCUUCGCUGGCGGUUUCGCCGCGCCAGGGUUCACGCAUCAGAUAGCAGCCAUUAGCCCUCCCAACCCGAACAAUCCCAACGUGAACGUGUUCGAAAGGUUCAACGAGGGAUCAGCUAUCCCCGGGGCUAACUUCGUGAGCAUGAAGUCUACUGCCUACUCCUCCUCUUCCAACAUCAACGGGAAAGAGAUCAGCAACCGCGGCUCCGAAACCGUCGUCAACAACAACGGCAAAGUAACUGGAUAUUCUGUACACAGCUAAACGGAUACCGAAAUGUCACAAUGUAACUAAUUUCAAUUCUCAGUUUGCAUCAGACAGAUCUCAUAAAAAUUGUGAUGAUAAAUAAUAUCAAACUCGCUCACAAUUUAAUUGUCCAACAAUAAACACGAAACACAA
Plodia interpunctella (Indianmeal moth) is the source of this 918-nucleotide messenger RNA. RefSeq lists its product as uncharacterized. The coding region runs from base 103 to 783 and encodes 226 amino acids. The record is from RefSeq and is a predicted model, not a curated record. The transcript has 4 exons. Lineage: Eukaryota; Metazoa; Arthropoda; Insecta; Lepidoptera; Pyralidae.